CACGCGUCACAAAAUCCAAAUUUAGGAUAAAAGUAAAACAUGUACUUGAGCUUCUAUGAGAUGUGGUUUUCUGCGCGAGACCACUGAAUAAUUCAGCGAACUUUUACAGGACACGUGGAGUGUGUGGAAGUGUAUAUCAUAGCUUGAGGUUGUACAGGAAUUGAGUGAAGAAUAUAAAUUCCUAGGUGCAUAGAAGUUUAUGCCAUUCAGUUUUGAAGAAUUUAUCUUGCAUACGUGCAGACUAUUACGGCAGGAGCACAGCAUUGUAUGCCUUCAUUGAUAAAGGUGCAGCAAAAACACGGUUUUCUCCACGACCGAGGUGAAAGACUCAAAAAAAGAGAAAAACCUUGUCUGGGAGUUGAUACCAGGGGACUUACACAGUCGUUCAACAUGAAGUGUGCAUCUCAGGAAUGGCUGAGAGGGAUGGCACUGCUAUUUUUAUCCCGCACAGUUGUCUCAAUGGCUAUCCCGAAUUCUACACAUUUGGAGUCAAUGUUAGAAAAGUACAUGGAUGAAGAUGGAGAAUGGUGGGCUUCCAAACAGAGGGGGAAAAGGGCCAUCGCUGAAAGUGACAUGCAAGCCAUCCUUGAUUUGCAUAAUAAGCUCAGGGGUCAAGUCUAUCCGCAGGCUUCAAAUAUGGAGUACAUGGUUUGGGAUACUGAGCUGGAGCGCUCUGCAGAAGCUUGGGCAGAAACAUGCUUGUGGGAACAUGGCCCUGAAGGCCUUCUUCCUCAUAUUGGACAGAAUCUCGGGGUGCACUAUGGCAGAUACCGGCCCCCUACAUCUCAUGUUCAGUCUUGGUAUAAUGAAGUGAAAUACUAUAGUUAUCCAUACCCACAAGAGUGUAAUCCGCACUGUCCCUUCCGCUGUUCUGGGCCAAUCUGCACUCAUUACACACAGCUUGUUUGGGCAACCAGCAGUCGGAUUGGUUGUGCAGUCAACUUAUGUUACAACAUGGACGUGUGGGGUCAUGUCUUGCCUAAAGCCAUUUACCUGGUUUGCAAUUACUCACCAAAGGGCAAUUGGUGGGGACAUUCCCCAUACAAACAUGGCACCCCCUGCUCUGCAUGCCCUCCCAGCUAUGGUGGAGUCUGUAGGGAGAACCUCUGCUACAAAGACGAUGGUGUGGAUAGAACCUACCCAACAAACAGAAGAGAGGAAACAGUAGAGAGCAACUACAUUGAACCUGAGGUACCAAGAACGCCAGAACCUGAACCAAGGGUUCAGGCCCCAACCGCAUCUCCUAAUGAGGACCUGGAGAAGAACGAGGUGGUGACCUCGCAGCAGAUGUCUCAGCUUGUAACAUGUGAGACGAAGCUACGUGAUAAAUGUAAAGGGACAACUUGUAAUAGGUAUGAAUGUCCAGCUGGAUGCUUAGACAGUGUUAAAGGGAAAGUUAUAGGCACGGUGUAUUAUGAAAUGCAAUCGAGCAUUUGCAGAGCCGGUUUGCAUUAUGGAGUAAUUGACAAUGAAGGAGGCUGGCUGGAUGUCACAAGACAAGGCCGAAAGGAGUACUUCAUCAAAUCCAACAAAAAUGGAGUUCAGUCUUUAGGAAAGUACCUGAGUGCAAAUGCAUUUACAGUAUCAAAAGUGACAGUAAAAGCUAUCACGUGUCAGACUACAGUUGCAGAAUUGUGUCCAUACCAAAAGCCUGCCAGUCACUGUCCAAGGAUAUACUGUCCCGGCAACUGCAUGCAAGAGAACCCUGACAUUGCGAGGGUUAUUGGAACAUCAACAUAUGCAGAUACAUCCAGUAUAUGUCGAGCUGCAAUCCAUGCUGGCAUCCUUGAGAGCCAAUCAGGUGGCUGGUUGGAUGUGAUGCCUGUGGACAACAAAAGACAAUACAUUGCCUCUUAUCAAAAUGGGAUAUACUCAGAAAGCCUGCAGAAUCCCCCUGGAGGCAAGGCUUUCAGAAUAUUCGGGGUCAUUUGAGUACAGGCAGAGGACUUGUGUAAUAAACCCAGCAAUUGUCAUUGGGUGGGCAAUAAUUGCAGUUCUUAUUGUCAGUCCCUUUCCGCCUGGGCUGCAGUGAAAACAAGGCAUCCGUCAUCAUUCUGAUAAUGUUAACUGAACAGGAAACUUGACAUGUGUGGACAUUGGAUACAGCGCUGGCAUGGGCACAGCCAACUUGAUUAAUCUUCAUUUUCAGCAGAAUCAUUGCGUCAAAAAGGAAUCAUCAUGUCAAAAUUAUGUCAAAUGUUUCAUGGAUCUUCAAUAAUUUGUUGUAAAUAAGAAUGUCUUCCCUGUUAUAUUUGGUAUAUUUCUUGCUUACAAACUUCCUGCAUGCAGUAGCAUACAAUAAAAUGGGCAGUGUAUAAGUAAUAUUGUCAAUCUUAGCACUUAAAUAUAGGAAUGCAUUACAUCAGUCAUGUGUAAUUGAUGAAGCCUGUCACAAAGGCUACAUGUUCAGGUCAGGCUCAUAUUACUGGUGCCCCUGAAAGGUGCUUAAAUGUGUUUGAGGUUUUAAUGAUUUAUGAGGCUAAGCAGUGGGAAUUUAUAUUAUGAAAUAUAUCAUUAUGUUUUUAUUUUUAUAUUUUUAUGAGUAAAGUACAGUGAAAGGAUGCUGCUAAGUCUAAGUUGUAUUUCCGAACAGAUUUCACUGCUAUUACAGUCAGAUUCUGCAGAAGACUGGCUGAUGCUCCUGCAGGUCAGGAAGUACAAUGCUAAAGAGAAGUCAUUCUCAAGUUGCGUAUAUCCAGCAUGUGGCUUUGUCAUUGCUAACAUUCUGGACAGUUAAUUAUCAUAUAAUAAAUUUGUAUUAUACUGUAACAACGUAUCCAUAGGAAUGGUGUUUUUAAGAAUAAAUAUGUAUUUUGCUUGAAAUUGGACGAAUGCUAUACUCUUAUAUUUGCAUAUUUAUGUGACAGUGUUCAGCAGCUGUUUCAUUUAAGUCCUAGCAGAAUUUAAGAUAUGCAUUCUUCUGGUUUCCUGAAUUAGUGAUAUGUACUGUGUACUACCUCACAUGUGUAGAAUGGCCUUGUUCUAUUCGCAAUAAAAUAUUUUAAAAUA
Messenger RNA from Anguilla rostrata (American eel), 3009 nucleotides. RefSeq names its product cysteine-rich secretory protein LCCL domain containing 1a (gene crispld1a). The record is from RefSeq and is a predicted model, not a curated record. The transcript has 15 exons. Gene Ontology annotation, cellular component: extracellular region. NCBI's taxonomy places the organism in Eukaryota, Metazoa, Chordata, Actinopteri, Anguilliformes, Anguillidae. The coding region runs from base 268 to 1932 and encodes 554 amino acids.